Messenger RNA from Paralichthys olivaceus (Japanese flounder), 986 nucleotides. Its product is annotated as small integral membrane protein 29-like. The record is from RefSeq and is a predicted model, not a curated record. Lineage: Eukaryota; Metazoa; Chordata; Actinopteri; Pleuronectiformes; Paralichthyidae.
UGUGUGUCUCCUUUCAGCUGAGGACUUGAGGAAAACAUGCGUCAUAAACUCAAUUCUGAGCCUUCCUGGUUGAUAGAGCCCAUAGUGGCCUUUCACUGACAAUGACAGCGACUGCGAUCCCCUGAAUGUCUCACUGAGGUGUCAGCUGGAGCAUGCAGCACAGGGGUGUGCUGUGUGAACGAUGGAGGACGAGAUGGGACAAAGAGAAAUGUAUUUCAACCACACUACGCCAAACAUUUCACCUACAAAUCCAACGCCUGGAUUUCCUACUUACAGUGUUCUCAUCCCCUUUGUGUUGCUCACGCUGAUUGGAUGUGCUGCUGCAGUGGUUCUGUAUAUUAGGAAGAAAUCAAGAUUAGACGAGCUACGUCACAGGCUGAUUCCUCUGUACACCUACGACCCCGCAGAAGAUGAGUGGAGGGACGCUGACAUGGAGGAUCAGGAGUUGGCUGAACCUUUGUACAAGGAGGGAACACUCUCCUUUUCAUCUGGUUAUGGGACUUGAUAAGAGAAGAAAGACCACAGAUUUCUUCUUCGAGACUUUGUUACCUCUGUUUGUUUGUUUGGAAGCAAGAUAACAUGAAAACAACUGAACAGAUUUCCAUAAAACCUGGUGGAAGGAUGGGACAUGACCCAAGGAAGAACCCAUUUUAUUUUGGUGAGGCUCCAGGCUUUCUUUGACAUUGUUCUUCUUUCAGGGUUUUCCAUGAUUUUUAGAAGAAUAAUUCAUGGAUCUUGAUAUUAAUGAGUGUUUGCAAUUUGGUGCAGAUCCAAAUAAAAAUGUGGAUCAGCCUCACUGCCUCUCUAUGGCCAGCUCCCACAUCUGAUUCCUUAGACUGUGCUUGUGUGGUGUAUAAUGUGACCCUUGGUUCUACCUCUAAGAUCUUCAGUAAUCAGGCAUAUCAGCCUGGACGAGAGCAUCAUUUUCUUUCCUCCUUUUCUCUGUUUGUCUGUUCAUGAUAAUUUAAAAUAAGACUAUUAUUAUC